Penaeus indicus is the source of this 3083-nucleotide messenger RNA. RefSeq lists its product as uncharacterized. The record is from RefSeq and is a predicted model, not a curated record. Gene Ontology annotation, molecular function: ATP hydrolysis activity; ATP binding. Bases 129 to 3083 code for a protein of 984 amino acids. Lineage: Eukaryota; Metazoa; Arthropoda; Malacostraca; Decapoda; Penaeidae. The transcript is spliced from 14 exons. Gene Ontology annotation, cellular component: cytoplasm.
GACGUCACGAGGCGACCACGUGCGUUUGUUAUUGUUUACGGUGCGGCGUCGGGUUCUUUCUGCUGCCUUUUAUCACAGAAAAAAUAUGAUGAUUAUUUGAUUAUUAUUGCUUUUUGACGAUAGAGAAGAUGAGCAAGUUACCCAAUAAUGCUUAUCUCCCUUGUGUGAAAUGUGACGCUUGGGUUCCUGGUUAUGCAGAGGAGAUUCAUGCGGUGGAAUGCCAUCACCUGAGACAGUCACGGUUUUCUCAUCCUUACAUCAGAGGGUCGUCGAUGCACGCAGAACCUUUGCUCAUAUCAGACCCUGAGGCAUCGGAUGGAAGCAAGUCAAAGGAAGACGAAGCCAGUAAAAGAAAGCAGCAGGAUUUAAAAAAGCAAGAUGACAGAGGAACCAAGAAGAAAGAUAAGAGAGGCCACAAUCACACAGAAAAGAAAUUGGUGACUGAGACUAUCAAGUGCAAGUUUGAAGAGCCAGAAUGGCUUAAGAAGAUCUUUCCAAGCUUCCAUUACCAAAUAGUUUUGUUGAAUGAAAGAGAUCUGAUUCGGUGCAAUAUAAGUGCUUAUAGUCCUGUGGAACUGGAGUAUGAUGGCACCUCUUGUGCCUUUCUUGCUGUGCCAGAUGAAAAUGUACAGAUAGGAUGCAUAGUUUUGCAUAAACUUGGUUGUGAAGUUUAUUUUCCUUCCCUGAAAUCAACUACUCUGGUAUUAGUGAAAAGAAUCGCCAAUGUUGAAGUUGCUAAAGAAGUGAUUUUUAGUUCGUGUAAGACUCAGAGUAAAAGAGAACGACAUCUGAUCGAGGAACAAAUUAAGCAUCAGUUAUUCAGUACUUGUCCCUUGGGGUCAGUGUUCACGUUGAAAAUUGGAAGUAAAGUGCAUCUUCACACACUGAAAAGAGCAGACCAAGUGUUCCAGGUUUCAAAUUACGUGCUUCUGGUUAACGAGAUCAGUGAGCCAAAUAGCAUAUCGGAAGUACUAGCAGAUCGGUUACAAGAUAUUAGCCUAAAUAGUUGUUCAAGUAAUGAUUCUGUGUUUGAUAAGAGUUCGACUAUUCCUUCACAACUAUUAACUCUAGAUGAAUACAAAUGCUCUGAUAGCUCUGCUCUAGCUUCUGAUUUAUCAAAACUCCGACUUUCAAGCGACGACACAGGUGCUGGUUUUGUCACCAUUGAUGAGUAUCACGAAGGCAAUUCUGUUGAAGAGUCCAAGGAUCUCGAUGCUGGCAUUGUCACUUCAACACCCAAUAAAAAAUCAAACGCAACCCUGCACAAGUCCUUGCUUGCAGCGAGGAUGAGGGAGAAAAUCCUUACAUCUGGAGAAUCAGACGAGGGAAUCAAGCAGUGGAGAGAAGCAGAUCCUAGUUUGCAAAAGCACUGGAUCAGAGUUGGAAGAGAUACAAAAAUCACUAUACAAAGUGCAGAUGAAGCUAAUACCAAAAGUCAAGGUGAAGAAGAAAAAGACUAUAAUGAAAAUGUUUAUUACAAGAACCAUGCUUAUGAAAUGCUUCUGAAGAUCAUGGAAAAUAAAUUCAGGGAUAUGGGAACAAUGGGUAAUCCUCUCCUGGGUGGCUGGACUGGGGUAUUGCUCCACGGUCCCCCAGGUACAGGUAAGACCCUCAUGGUGAAUCAGGCGGCAGCUGAGAUGAAUGUUCCUGUGAUUUCUCUAACCUCAGCGGAUGUGACAAAGUCUUCAGCAAGUGGCAGUGAAGAGGUUUAUCAGAAGUUUAGAUUUGCAUGUGACAGUUCCCCAUCAGUCUUAUUUAUGGAUGAAGUGGACAGUCUGUGUCCUGCUGGGGAUCAGAAAUCAGUCAGCGGGAAUGACAUAUUGGCUGCUGUCAUCCGCGGCAUCCACAUAGUGCAGGAUAGCUCUAAACCUGUCUUGCUGAUAGGUGCCACAAGUCGCCCAGAUGCAGUUGCACCAAAGUUACAGAGUCCGGGAAGAUUAGACAGGCAAUUGCUUGUGCCACUUCCAGAUGCUCACCAAAGGGCCUUCAUUCUCCAGAAACUGCUGUCCUCUCAGAGCCAUAGACUACAGCAAAGAGAAAUACUUGAUAUAGCAAAACAGGCAUAUGGGUUUUCUGGAGCUGACCUGGAUGUUUUGAUAAAAAGUUCCUGGUUACACACUACUGAAAGAAUAGCAAAGAAUACAGACUUGAGAGAGCAAGGGGUAGAGUUGAGUCUUUGUCAAGAAGACUUAAGUGAGGGUUUAAAAGCUGUUGUACCAACCAUGAUGAGACAAAACUACACAGCAAUAUCUGUGGUAAAAUGGGAUGACAUCUGGGGUUAUCAGGCACUAAAAUCAAAAUUACAGAAAAUGAUUCACCAACAUCAAGACAGUCCGGAUGAACACCCUUUAAAAGGCCUUCUUCUGUACGGGCCUCCUGGGUGCUCCAAGACCAUGUUUGUGCGAGCCAUUGUGAAUGAGACCAACUUUAGCUUCUUUCCUCUCAAGUGCUCAAACCUUCUGUCAAAGUAUGUUGGAGAAACAGAGAAGUCUUUGAGCAAAGUGUUUGUUCGAGCACAGCAGGCAGCGCCAUCAAUCAUAUUCAUGGACGAAAUUGACAGCUUGUGUGGUGAUCGUUCUGGUGGCAGUUUGCUUGUAUCAGAGUUGCUGUCGUUAGUGUCCGGCACAAAAUAUAAGGGAAACAUUUGGAUUAUAGGAGCUACCAAUCGACCAGCAGCAGUUGAUGAGGCCUUACUUCAGCCAGGGUGUUUGGAGCAAGUUGUUCAUGUUGAUUUGCCUGAUUUCCCUAGUCGAUGUGAUAUUUGGAAAGGCAUAUUAACAGGUGUCUCAGUCAAGGAGGAAAUAGAUGUUGCAAAGCUAAGUGAUGCAUCUGCUGGACACUCAGGAGCUGAGAUUACAGGCAUCUACCAAGAAGCAGCAUAUGUGGCUCUGGCUGACAUGGAACGAACGGAGAAAGAGAGAGAAAGUGAAAAUUUACAGAGGGAGGACAGUGUUGUUCCGUGUGUGACAGAGGAUGUGAUUUUAAAGACAAUAAGAUCAACACCUCCACGAACCCCUCCAUCUCUGUUACAGACUAUUAGUUUAUUUACAGAUCAGAGAAAAAGCUUAUGUAAAACACUAUAA